Leptosia nina is the source of this 384-nucleotide messenger RNA. The record is from the annotation of a GenBank genome assembly. Lineage: Eukaryota; Metazoa; Arthropoda; Insecta; Lepidoptera; Pieridae.
AUGGCUGCCGAUUCGGAUGUGGACGCAGACACCCACGAAACGAUUGUCCUUGAAACCACCACACUCCUGGAAUAUGUCCACACGGACAUAGCUGAGGAAGAUGUCGAGUCGGCAAUGAACCUCGACGUUGGUAAUUACACGACUAUGAAAUUCAACUAUAUCAACAGUCAAUAUGAUAAUCUACAAGCAGUUCAUAAAUGCCACGACGAUUUCACCAAGUGUAUGAUUACGCAGGUUGCAGCAACGCCCGUGUGUGCUUACAAUAAAUUUUGGGACAAGGACGAGGGUCUUAUAACAUUAAACAGUUAUUGUGAGGUCUACUUUGACAAUUGUCGACGCAAGUCGAGACAGAGGAACAUGGACGCAUGGGAUUCCCUUGCAUAA